Messenger RNA from Nerophis lumbriciformis (worm pipefish), 1045 nucleotides. It is a transcript of the gene commd9, whose product is annotated as COMM domain containing 9. NCBI's taxonomy places the organism in Eukaryota, Metazoa, Chordata, Actinopteri, Syngnathiformes, Syngnathidae. The record is from RefSeq and is a predicted model, not a curated record.
AUACCGGAAAUAAAGAAAAAAAAACAGGUUGUCAUGUGACUAUCAACAUGUCUGCCACACUACCAAGCGAACAUUUCAACAACUUGCAGCUUCUUCUUAAGGCUCCAUCCAAAGAUGCUGUGAAGGACGUUUGUGUGAAAAGUCAUCAAGGUCUUAGUAGCUCACUGACUCAAAGCACAGCCACCACGCUUGCCAUCCCCGAAGCUCAAGCUGCAGAGCUGGUCCACUCACUUCACGUCCUGUCUCAUCACGUCAUCUUCCACAACCUGAACUCCCCCGAGCAGAUCCUCCAUCUUUUCCCUGAGUCAUUCCACUCCAGCCUGAAGAACUUGCUCACCAAGAUCCUUUUGGAGAACAGUGCAGCGUGGAAAACACAAGCAGUCAGUAAUCAGAUCUUCCUCCCCCGGCUGAAGGAGCUGGACUGGAGGGUCGACAUGGUGACAAGCUCAGACUCCGUCAGUCGCAUGUGCGUCCCAACCUGCCUGGUGCAGUUUAAAACAGAGGAGCCGUGUCCUACCGGAGGAGGUCAGUCGGUUGCCGUGGCGACUGUGGAGCUAAGCAGAGAGAGCGUGGACACCAUGCUGGACGGACUGGGACGCAUUCGGGACCAACUGUCUGUGGUCGCUGGCAAAUGAAGGCUUCCUAGGUGACUGCCUGCCAAUGUGUUGGUAUGGUCCAGCCUUAUGUUGACUAAUGCAAAAUAACAGUAUUCUCAGUUUUUUUUAUUCACACCAUUAUAAAAUAUAUAACAUUUAUAGUGCAUGAUUUAUCAUUAAAAAUAAUAUAAAUGUACUAUUUCCUUCAUGGUUUUGCCUGGCCACUUGUUGCUAGGCAGAGUUCAUAGGGCUCAAUCAUAAUUACCCCUCAAGCCCCCCCAAAAAACAUAUACCAAGUUUGCCCACCAGAUUGUGUGGGUGACUUCAAGACACUAGCACAGUGAUGCCAUCCAUGUCCAGCUCAACUGUGUGAACGCUGAAGUUUCCCAGACCCUGGAAACAACCACACGGCACAUUUGGCACCAAAAUAAAUACUAUACUAAUUGUAA